This is a messenger RNA of Cooperia oncophora, 243 nucleotides long. NCBI's taxonomy places the organism in Eukaryota, Metazoa, Nematoda, Chromadorea, Rhabditida, Trichostrongylidae. The record is from the annotation of a GenBank genome assembly.
AUGCGUGUGGAUGAACUCCGUGAGACUCACAACGACUACCGAGCGGAAUUGGCUCAAUUGGCGCGGCAGAUUAGUGAGACCAAGCAUAAGGAUGUCACUGAUAACGAGACUUAUGUGCUGAAGAUCGAUGAGUUGAAUACAAAGUUGGCUCAAACGGAAAGCACAUCUCGUAGCCUGAAGCGACAACUGGACGAAUUGAAGCUGGACAAUGAAAAGAUGCAGGAAGCAGGUACGAUUACAUGA